Molecule: messenger RNA, 1386 nt
Organism: Cucumis sativus (cucumber)
Lineage: Eukaryota; Viridiplantae; Streptophyta; Magnoliopsida; Cucurbitales; Cucurbitaceae
Product: zinc finger protein 7
Exons: 1
Coding region: 476-1093 (205 amino acids)
Source: RefSeq, a predicted model, not a curated record
UUAACCGAUAAUGAUUCGGUCGAGAUAAAUAAUCUAAUCAAAGGAGUUGAAUAUCUGAUUAUCUGAAAGCAUCUCGAACGUUAAAAAAAAAAAGGUGGUAUAGUUUGAGAAAUUAGGGAUGGGAAAGAUUGAUGGAAGUGGGGAAUCCUUUAGUUUGAAAGGGAAACAGUAGAGAUGACAUAAGCAUUGUCCACUGGACCACUAAUGGUCGGAAGAGAAUGAGAAGAUAAGAAAUGCAAAAAAAACAUAUAUACCAAAAACUUGCACUUACAUCCUUAUAGUUUUUCUCAGCAUUUCUUCAUCUGGGAAAAACCAAGAAUAAAAAAUUUGUUACCACCAAAGCUUUUAGCAGUUGCAGUAGUAGUAGUAGUUUUAAGGUUAGACAAAGAAUCAGCUAAGCAAUCCUAUUCCUGUCCAUUUUAUAGUUCAAUAUCAUCAUCUCUAGCUCUACUAAUUUGGAAAUCUGGUGUUUGCGAUGAUUUUUCAAGGAGAACAAAUUGAAUCAUUUAAAGAGAACAAAGGACAAGAUGAAUCAAAUGAAGAAGAAGAAGCAGAAUUAGAUGAAGAAGCAGAAUUAGAAGAAGCAAGAGACCAACCUGAUGGUGUUGGAGCUUUGGAGUGGCUGAGCUUGAGCUUGGGACGGAACAAACAGCCUUUAAACGAUUCACAAAGAUCUGCAGCUUCAACCAAGACUUUUUCAUGCAACUUCUGUAAGAGAAUAUUUUACAGUUCACAAGCAUUAGGAGGCCACCAAAAUGCCCACAAGAGGGAGAGAAGUGCAGCUAGAAGGCACCAGGCUCAUAAAAUGAUGACUUUGCUAGGUCUUCCAAUUCAUAAUUCUAUGGUUAGAUCCCUUGGUGUUCAACCACAUUCACUUGUGCACAAACCAGGCAGGGAAGACACUGCAGUUGUUGCAAGAUUUAAUCAUGUUAAAAAUGGUUCAUGGGCAGCACCUUUCAUGUUGGGGGAUGCCAUGGACUUUAUGUGGCCAGGAAGCUUCCGUUUCGCUCAACAUCAGAUUCUCCCAGAGCCACCACCACCACGAGAACCACCAAUGGAACCAUUCAAGCUCGACCUGAGUCUCCGACUUUAAAUCUGUCUGUUGUAAUGAUAUGGGAUUGUCUUCUUCAUUCCUAUAGUGUCCAAUAGCUCAUUCAUAUAUAUCAAGCACAUGACUAACUUUAGGAGAAGUGCUAGAAUCCAAUGUGAAAUCAGGAAGAUGCAUCUUUAAUGUUAUAUCUCUUCUGCUUCAUGAAACACAAGAGGCCUGAUUUGUUUCAACCAUAAGAUGUAGAGUAUAUAAAUUACAUCAAACUAAGUAAGUAGGGUGUAAGGGGGAAGAAAAAAAGAUCAAUAAUAAUUGUAAACUUUAAGAUUCUUGCUUCA